UUUGGCUACUGUUGCUGCUCUUACGGUCCGUGUCCUCAGGUGGACAGUCAGCUCGCAGAUGGAUUGAGGACAGUCGAGCCCUACAGAAAAAGAGAAAUGUUGACCCUGUAAGGACCAACAUGAUGCAAUUUAUUAUAUUCUUUAUCUGGCUUGCUGGAAAUGUUCGACUAGUUCUUAAUUCACCGACUCUGGGAUCGAAAGACAAUCCCAGAGUUCUGAGCAAAGAUAUAGUCUGCGGUGGAUUUGAAUACCCAGUUCAUCAGAACCAUAGUGUGUUCUUUUAUCAUGAGGACUCAGGAGAGAUGUAUAUUGGAGCUACGGAUUUUGUGCUGAAGCUUGAUGUGGAGGGCUUUCAUAUUAUGGAGAAUUUUUCCCUGAAAGCCCCGGGCCAGCAACACUGCGAAGAGGGCCGAUGUGAAAAUGUUAUCACUGUGAUUGAGAAGUUUCAGGACAGCCUGUUUGUCUGUGGAACAAAUGGAAACAAACCGCAGUGUUGGAAGCUUUUUCCUUCAGUGAACAACCAGUCUCUUGAAAUAGUGGAGAGUUAUGAGGGGAUGGGUAUCUCUCCGUUUGUGUACACGCACAACGUUAUUUCGCUCUCUGUAGAGGGGGAUCUUUAUUCAGCAGCGCCUUUGGACACGGACGGAAGUUCAUUACAAUUCAGAAGGAAAGCUGGUAGCAGAACUAAUGUCUGGAUGUAUGACAACUGGAUUUCAGAGCCCACAUUUAUUUCUGCGACGUGGGUGGAGCGGAGGGAAGAGCCUGACAACGAGAAAAUAUACAUAUUCUUCCGGGAAAAGAACUCGGAUCACAACCCGGAGGCUGACCCCUGGAUAUCGAGAGUUGCCAGAGUCUGUAAGGUAGAUGAAGGUGGAUCGAAAAGAUUUUUCCAGAACAUAUGGACAUCUUUCCUCAAGGCCCGGCUUGUUUGUGGAUUUCCUGAGAAGUCGCUUUAUUUCAACCAUCUUCGAGACAUUUAUGUGGUGCAAGGCGAGGACUGGGUUGACACGACAGUCUAUGGCCUUUUUACAAGCAGCUGGAACGCCACAGCCGUGUGUACAUAUACAAUAGGGAAGAUUGAAGACGUAUUUGAGAAUUCAACUUUCAAGGGCUACAACAAAGAUAUUCCCAACCCAAGGCCAGGAACAUGUGUAAAAAACAGCAGGAACCUGCCACUGACCACCGUCAAUAUGGUGAAGGAUUACCCGGAAAUGACUGAUUGGGUUCAAUCCAUGCAUCAAACAGCUCCGUUUUAUGUUAGCAGCAACAACUACACGAAGAUUGCUGUGGACCGAGUGCGGGCAGCAGAUGGUCGCAUGCAUAACAUUUUGCUUCUAGCUACUGAUUCUGGGAAGAUCCAUAAAGUCUUAGAAGAUGGGGCAGAGCCUUUCAUCAUCUCUGAAACACAGCUCUCCAGCCGCUCAACCGUACAAUCAAUGAAGCUUGACUCCAAAAAGAGAAAGUUAGUGGUGGGUUUUUCGGAGAAAAUUUUGAUCAUUGACCUUCAGAGAUGUCAGGAGUACAACCAGUCCUGUGCAGAUUGUAUUCUGGCCCGGGACCCCUACUGUGUCUGGACGGAGUUGGGAUGCACUCCGACUGUCACUGGUGGCAUCCAAAAUAUCCUUGACGGUAACAGAAGUGUGUGUCACCCAUCUGACGAAGAGCAAAAGCAAAUUAACCGGACCAAACGGGAGACUGGUUCAUUAUCUACAGUGGAUUUGAGGACAACCUAUUCGGUUCCCCUGGGUGUCCCCUUCUAUCUGUCAUGUCCUAUAGACUCUUACCACGCUGUGUACACCUGGGAGCAUACAGGCCAGGGAAGCCCUUGUCUACAAAUGCAGUCCAACUGCCUGCACCUCAUCCCCGCCAUGACGCAAGAGAACUAUGGUGGUUAUGAGUGUGUUUCCAAGGAGAGAGACUACACCAAAGUGGUGAAAACGUAUCAGCUUAAACAGCAAACGAUCCAGGUUACAACAAGAGACACUGAAAGAGACAAUAACCAUAUAACAAUUAAUUAUGCAUCAGCUGGGGUGCUGCAGAUAACAUUGAUCCCCCUCACACUGGCUGUCACAGUGUCUGCGAUUUUCAGAUAGGCUUUGCACAAAUUACUAUUUAAACUUAGCAUUUGUUUCGUUUUAUAAAGCCUUUGUGUUUGGCCAUACCUCCUGUUUUUACAAACCAAGCAUCAAUAUCCUUAGCCCUUUUGUCCUUGUCCAGGAUGUAAGCAGCAUUAAAGGAAACUCACUUCCACGGAGAUUGCAACUCAACAAUCGAAGCAGGAACACUCCUGCAGGGAACCCACACUUUACCCAAAGUGGUCACUGUUUUCGGCAGAAAAGUAAGAGCUCUAAGUCCAUAGAAACAUGCUGUAGCCAGGUUUCUUUGUAUAAAGAGGUGGUGUACGAUGGAGCAAAAAAGCAGAACCACUGGUCAGCAGGGCCCAUGUUAAGUAAUGAGAUGGUCACUAAUGGUGUGUGUUUGGAUCUUCUCAUUAUCAGUCAAUAACCUUAGUGUCCUUUAUAAGUUACUGCAAUGUCAUUGAGUAACUGAGAAAAGGGAAAAUGUAAGAAGUGAAUUCCUAUCAACAAGAGCCAAACCAAACCCUUUAAAAUCAUCCCAGGCUCCAAAUCUCAUGCACAGUCACUACAGUACAAAGUUAGUAUGUAUAAGAGUGUGCACGUGUUGAGGCAAGAUCUAUCAGAGGUCAGAAAUAAAUGUAACAUUCCUGUGUCAUUUCCUUCUGUGUCCAACUUGGACACUGUUAACAGAUUAUUUGUGUUCAAGGAAGGGUGGGGGCACAUGUUUUCUGUCUGGUCUAACUCUCCCACUGCCGAAACAGUCAGUGGUCAGGGAGGCAAUGGGAGAAGCUGCAGGGUAAACAUUAUUUAAGUCUAAUAAUGUAUUAGUUUUGCAGCAUGUACACAGAGUUUUAUAUAUAAGCUAUUUUUAAAUAAGGUAUUUUUCAAGUAAGUUAUUUAUCUUAAAGUAAGUUAUGUAUCUUUUCUCAAACAGUAGCCAGUGUUUCCACAAGCGAUAAUUUGGAGAAAAUAGAUAAAAGAACCAGCUUAGUAAUGUCCAUUAGAGCACUAUACGGCUAAAGUGAGCAAUCACUAGGAACCAAAAGCUCAUCAAGUCUCAGACCUAGUAAGGCUCCAGCAGUAAAUCCUGAGAAUAUUCAAUUAAUCAUUGUUAUGCUUUAUUGUAAAAGGAAGACCUCCUUUUCUAAAAGUUACAUUGUCUUAAUUUAAACUACACACUAUUCUUUAGAUGUUUAAAUAAAUAUAUUUAUUUUAUUAAUAAAAUGUUGGUACGAUACCUUCUAUACUAGCCAGAGUGUCCUAUUUUUGUAUAAUGAUUGCUUGAAAAGUGUACAUAAAGACUGUAAACGAUCCUUAGUCAUUCCUCUACACCUGAAAGUGGUGUCGAGAACAGAGUUCAUUUUGUCCUCAGUAGGUCAUGCGUUUAUCAGACUCAGUAUACCACGUGCAGCUUGAGCGGAGUAGAGACAAGAUGUAAUGAUCUUUAUCUUAAUCUGUUUAUUCCUGGAUCCAAUGUGUCAACCUUGCUAAUGACGGCAUCUUGAUGCUACAAGAAUAAUUAUUCACAACAAAACUACUUAUCUCUUUGGCCACGUCAACAUGGAGGGAAAUCCUGCAUUCCUGUCAGAUUUUUUCUCAGAUAAGAAUAUUUGUAUAUAUAUUAUAUUAUAUUUUAAUGUU
Messenger RNA from Eleginops maclovinus (Patagonian blennie), 3719 nucleotides. RefSeq names its product semaphorin 7A (JohnMiltonHagen blood group) (gene sema7a). The record is from RefSeq and is a predicted model, not a curated record. The transcript has 14 exons. Lineage: Eukaryota; Metazoa; Chordata; Actinopteri; Perciformes; Eleginopidae. Gene Ontology annotation, molecular function: integrin binding; chemorepellent activity; semaphorin receptor binding. Gene Ontology annotation, biological process: positive regulation of ERK1 and ERK2 cascade; integrin-mediated signaling pathway; neural crest cell migration. The coding region runs from base 120 to 2093 and encodes 657 amino acids. Gene Ontology annotation, cellular component: plasma membrane; external side of plasma membrane.